Molecule: messenger RNA, 1028 nt
Organism: Cuculus canorus (common cuckoo)
Lineage: Eukaryota; Metazoa; Chordata; Aves; Cuculiformes; Cuculidae
Exons: 9
Coding region: 1-981 (326 amino acids)
Source: RefSeq, a predicted model, not a curated record
AUGGACAAUGCCACACUCGAGGAGCUGAUGGCCCAGACGGCUGACCAGGAGGCACAGCUGAAUGACCUUAUGCCAAUUGUGGAAGACAUGAAGCAGGAGGAGGCAAAAGCACAGGCAGUGCACCCUUCCAGCCAAAGGGAUACCCAGGCGCAGCUCAAAAAGUUGCUGGAGGACUUCAGGAAGAUCCAGGAGCAGGUGGACUCCGUGGCCCACCACGCAGCGGACAAGGAGCAGGAGGAGACGCUGACACAGCUCCAGGCCGCGGUCAAGCAGCUGCGAGGGGACCACCAGAAACUCAGCUCCUUCACGGCCAACUUCCGGGACAGCUGUCAGGAGAAUCAGAACAAUAUCAACGCUCUGUUCCAGGCCCUGAAGAGCCUGGAGAAGGACAAAGAAGAGAAGGAGCAGCGCUUGAAGCAGGUCCGGGAAGAGGUGAACUCCAAGCUGGACCGCCAGGAGCUGGAGCCUCUCCUGCAGCAAUUGAAGAGCUGGAAGAAGAUCGUGGAACAACUGCAGAAGGAGUCAUCGCCGAGAGACGCUGCUGAGGCAGCUGUGACUAAGCAAUCGCUGAACCGGCGCUCCUGUCUGUCUUGUGACCGGCCCAUGGGCCCGCGGGGGCCUGGCCCGGAGCAGGCGGCCAGGGUCAGGUUCCCCACCGUGCCACGGAGCUGUGGGGGUCAGCACACCAUCACCACCCCGCUGCAGCUCUACAUGAUCCGCCAGCCCAAGCCACCCAUCACGCCGCGGCCAAGAAAGGAUGACGAGGAGACAAUUCUCUUGGGCCGGGAUGGCCGAGUUUACCGCGGCUGCCGGAAGAGGCGGCAGACUGUAGUUGACGUCAAGGAAGAUGGCUCUGCUGCCUCGAGAACCGGCUCCGAUGGACACCUCCCCAAGCUACUGUUCGUCCCGGCCCAGGAGAAUCGACCAAGCUCGCUGGCAGACAAGCCGGACAAACUCAGACUACGGCUGCCCAAAAUAUGAUUUGAUUUUUUUUCCUUAUAUUUAUUUCACGUUAGUAAAAACCUGCA